Molecule: messenger RNA, 3231 nt
Organism: Rosa rugosa (rugosa rose)
Lineage: Eukaryota; Viridiplantae; Streptophyta; Magnoliopsida; Rosales; Rosaceae
Exons: 5
Coding region: 1-3231 (1076 amino acids)
Source: RefSeq, a predicted model, not a curated record
AUGGAUAAGAGUUGGAUUGAUGUACAACAAACGGACUGGCAUAGAUAUGAAGAUGGAGUUGAUAGAUUUUUGGAUUUCGCAUUCGCCAAUAGUAUCGAUAAGACAAGGAUUUAUUGUCCUUGUAAGCUAUGUCGCAAUCGCUAUUUUAAGACUAGGGAGGAAGCGAGCGAGGAUAUAAAGGUAGAUGGAUUUUGGGAAAAAUAUAGAAUAUGGGAUAAACAUGGUGAAUCUAGGCCUGCGACUGCAUACCAAGGUACUAGGGUUAACUCUAAUGUGGCCAUCAAUGAUGAUAUGUUUGGCAUGAUUAAUGAGGCAAUUGGGGCUCCCACUGCCAAUUCUGGUUUAGGUGAUGAUUGUCCUAUAGAAAGUGAAAAUGUUGAGGGACCAAAUGACGAAUCUGCAAAAUUUCUUAAAUUGCUCCAAGAUGCAGAGUGUCCUUUAUAUCUUGGUUGCGAACAAUUUACGAAAUUGUCAUUCAUUGUUCGAUUGUUACACUUGAAAGUUUUUAGUGGAUGGACAAACAAGUCUUUUGAUUUACUACUGGAGCUUUUAAAAUCUUCUUAUCCUGAUGGAGUAAGCUUACCAGAUUCUUUUUAUAAGGCUCAAAAGCUAACUGCUGACUUGGGCUUCACAUACAAAACUUGGGAUGCAUGUCCUAAUAAUUGUAUGUUAUUCAGAAAUGAGGAUGAGAAACUUAACAAAUGUGCAAUAUGUGGGGAAUCUCGAUAUAAAGAGUUGGGGGAUGAUUCUAAUGACCAGCAGAGUGUGGGUAAAAAAGUUCCUGCUAAACAAGUGAGAUACUUUCCUUUGAAACCACGUUUACAGAGAUUGUUUAUGUCUUCUAAGACUGCUUCCUAUAUGAAAUGGCAUGCAGAGGACCGCACCAAAGAUGACGUGCUAAGGCAUCCGGCUGACAGUCUUGUGUGGAAAACACUUGAUGAAAAGUUUCCAGAUUUUUCUAGUGAUAGUCGCAAUGUUAGACUUGGGUUAGCAGCUGAUGGGUUCAACCCAUUCCGAACGAUGUCCAUAGCUCACAGCACAUGGCCUGUUGUUCUAAUACCUUAUAACUUGCCACCUUGGAUGUGCAUGAAGCAACCAUUUUUCAUUUUGUCAACGCUCAUUGAUGGCCCAAAAGGACCUAGAAAUAAGAUUGAUGUAUUUCUACAACCUUUGAUUGAAGAGCUAAAAGAAUUAUGGCAUGAAGGAGUUCUUACUUAUGAUGCCUCGACUAAUCAGAUGUUCAACUUGCGUGCGAUGUUGUUAUGGACAAUUAACGACUUUCCGGCCUAUGCAAAUUUAUCAGGUUGGAGCACUAAGGGUGCAAAAGCAUGUCCCUGUUGCAAUAAGAACACUAAAUCUAGUUGGUUGAAACAUGGAAGGAAGUAUUGUUAUAUGUGUCACCGUAGAUUCUUACCAAGGAAUCAUAAAUUUCGAAAAGAUAAAGUGUCUUUUGAUGGCAAGCAAGAAUGGGGUCGAGCACCAAAUCGAUGUUCUGGAACUGAGGUGAAAAGACAAUUGCAGAAUGUACUCACAGAGUAUAAGAAGAAAGAUCUUCGAAAGAGAAAAAGAGAAGAACUUGAGAAAAAUACAGGUCAGCAUGAACACAUUUGGAAAAAAAAGAGUAUUUUUUUUGAGCUACCAUAUUGGGAGCAUAAUUUAAUUCGUCAUAAUCUUGAUGUUAUGCAUAUUGAGAAAAAUUGUUUGGAUAAUAUACUCUGGACAUUGCUGGGAGUUCCGGGAAGAAGUAAGGAUAAUUUGAAGUCUCGCCGUGAUUUAGAAGAAUGGGGAAUUAGGCAGCCUUUACAUCCUCAACAACGGGGUUCUAAUAAAGCAUAUUUAUGUCCUGCAUGUUUUGCUAUGAAUAAGGACAAUAAGGAUAUCUUUCUACGGGUUUUAAAGAGAGUAAAACUUUCAGAUGGUUAUGCAUCUAACAUAUCUCGACGUGUGCGCUUAAAAGAACGUACUAUCUCGGGUCUUAAGAGUCAUGAUAACCAUAUAUUGAUGCAACAAUUACUUCCAAUAGUUGCACGAAGAGCACUCCCCAAGAAUGUUGUUGAAGCAUUGAUUGAGUUGGCUAAUUUUUUUAGGCAACUAUGCUCAAAAGUAAACAAACCAUCUGACUUGAAAGAUAUUCAAGAAAGAAUUGCCCUUACACUUUGUCAUCUUGAGAAGAUCUUUCCAAUGUCAUUCUUUGAUAUUAUGGAACACUUGCCUAUCCACUUAGCUGAAGAAGCGUUGAUUGCGGGGCCUGUACAAUUUAGGUGGAUGUAUCCCAUCGAGAGGUUUUUAUUUACAUUAAAAGAAUAUGUCCGUAAUCGUGCACAUCCCGAGGCCUCAAUUGCUAAAGGAUACUUGAUGGAAGAAUGCAUGACAUUUUGCUCGAGAUACUUGGAUGAAGUGGAAACAAAGUCUAGUAGACCUGAUCGAAAUUAUGAUGGUGGUACUGAUUUCGGUCGUCGUUUGGGUAAAGGAGUUAAAAUACACCUUGAUGAUGUUUCUAGGGCACAAGCACAUAAGUAUGUGUUAAUGAAUACAGAUGCAGUGACACCAUUUCGAAACCAACAUCUUAAAUUACUUGCUGAUCAGUGGCCUAACAGAAAUAAUCAUUAUAUCCAAAAACUUCACAGUGAAACAUUUCACAAAUUGUUUAAAAAUUAUGUCAUGAUAGAACGGCGAAUUCGUAAUAGGGAAUUUUCUGACGAAAUAAAUGCUUUGGCUAGAGGCCCUCAUGAAGAUGGAGACAACAAUCGUCAACCGAUUGAGGAAAGGUUCUAUGGGGUAUUAACUGAUGUGAUUCAAAUCCGCUAUACCAAUCAGUUAAAGUUUGUCUUAUUUAAGGGUGAUUGGAUUAAUAAUCGAAUGGGCCUAAAAAAAGAUGAGUUUAAAUUCACACUGGUGAAUUUUAAUCAUUUAUUAUACAAAGACAAUGUAAUAGAAGAUGAGCCUUUUAUUUUGGCAGACCAGGCAAGGCAGGUUUGUUAUGUGCAAGACCCGUCGGAUCCCAAUUGGCAUGUUGUUCUUCACAUGACGGUUAGAGAUUUGUUUGAUAUGUACUCAAAGGAUUCUUCUCGUCGUCCAACAGUAGUGCCUCAAGUUGAGUUGUAUGCCCAUCAACAAUUGGAUGAAACUAUAUAUCAGAAUGAUGAGGAGGUUAAUUGGGUGAGGGAAGGAGUGGAUGGAACAGAAGUGGAUACAAAUGACAACGACGUUGAAGUUGAAAUGGAAGAAUGA